This is a messenger RNA of Colletotrichum navitas, 7071 nucleotides long. Its product is annotated as PKSN polyketide synthase for alternapyrone biosynthesis protein. The transcript has 10 exons. NCBI's taxonomy places the organism in Eukaryota, Fungi, Ascomycota, Sordariomycetes, Glomerellales, Glomerellaceae. Gene Ontology annotation, biological process: secondary metabolite biosynthetic process; fatty acid biosynthetic process. The record is from RefSeq and is a predicted model, not a curated record. Bases 1 to 7071 code for a protein of 2356 amino acids. Gene Ontology annotation, molecular function: oxidoreductase activity; fatty acid synthase activity.
AUGAUUACUCCGUGCAAAGAAGAGCCAAUCGCAAUUGUCGGGGCGGCCUGUCGUUUUUCCGGCAAAGUAACAUCUUUGCGCGGACUUUGGAACAUGAUUAGCAAUGGCCGUAGCGGUCAUGGAAAGGUUCCGCCUUCGCGGUGGGAUGCAGAUACUUGGUAUCAUCCUGACCCUGAUCGCAAGGGAUCUGUAACCGGAGUUCCGAUGGACAGCUUAACUAAUUCUCAAACCGGCGUUUACGUUGGCUGUAUGACGAACGACUAUGAGCAACUCUCAACUCAUGACCCUUGUGACAUAGGGGAUCUAGCAGCUUCCGGUACGAGCGAUGCCAUGAUUGCAAAUCGAGUAUCGUGGUUUUUCGGUCUUCGAGGUCCCAGUCUAACCCUCGACACUGCAUGUUCAUCAAGCCUUUAUGCACUUCAUCUGGCAUCGAACGGUUAUGGCCGAGGCGAAGGUAUCGGGUGUCUGGUAGUAAAGCGACUGAAGGACGCAGUUCGAGACGGGGACACGAUUCGAGCCGUCAUUCGUGGAACCGGUGUCAAUGCGGAUGGCAAGACGCCGGGAAUCACGCAGCCCAGCUCCGAGGCACAGACCGAGCUCAUCAGGACUACGUAUGAGACAGCCGGUCUUUCGCUUACGGAUACUCAGUAUUUCGAGGCGCAUGGUACUGGAACUUCUCUGGGUGUAGGCAGAACCCUCGGCGCGGCGCGUUCGGGCGAGGAGCCGCCCCUCUAUGUAGGCAGCAUCAAACCCAAUUUAGGUCACACGGAAGGCUGUUCGGGUAUUGCCGGAGUGCUCAAGUCCAUCCUGUGCUUGGAAAACGGAGUGCUGAUUCCCACGGUCGGCAUCGAAAAGCUGAACCCGAAGCUUAAGCUGGGAGAUUGGAACCUCGCAUUGCCGUCGCAAAACAUGGCAUGGCCUUCCAAAGGGCAACGUCGCGUGAGCGUCAAUUCGUUCGGUUUCGGCGGAGCCAACGCUCAUGUCAUCUUGGACGAUGCCUACCAUUUCCUCCGAAACCACGGCCUCGUGGGAAACCAUACCACUACCUGCUUAGAAGACGAUUUUUCUGAUUCAGGAAUCGACCAUCAAUCAGACUUACGUUCGCCGUAUCAAGAAGAGCCUAAACGACUUUUUGUAUUCAGUACAAGAGACCAGGCAGGUAUUGAGCGCCUGGCGCCUUUGUACGCGGAUUUCUUGUCCAACACGGCGGCGACUUCUCAAUUUUUGACGGAUCUGGCCUUCACUCUGUCAGACCGGCGAACACAACUGGAAUUCAGGAGUUUCGCAAUCGCUGAUUCAUCGUCGGCGCUCGAGACUCAGCUGAGGAAAGGACUCCCUCAACUCAAAAGAGCGUCGAAACACGACAACCCCAUCUUCGUUUUUACCGGCCAAGGAGCCCAGUGGCCUGCCAUGGGAAAGGAGUUGCUCAACAACUGCAUUUUCCGCACCAGCAUUGAGAAGUCACAGGUCCUCCUGGAGCAUUAUGGCUGCGAAUGGGAUCUGGUCGAUGAGCUUUCGAAGACUACGGACUCCAACGUGGACCUACCUCAAUACAGCCAGGUUCUAUGUACAAUUCUCCAGAUUGCUCUAGUUGAUCUCCUACGAAGGUGUAACGCUGUUAAGGUGGCAUAUCUCCGUGGGAUCUGCUCUGCGAAAGCUGCAGGCAACGCCAGUUCGCCCGUGGGGGCAAUGGCCGCGGCCGGACUCUCUGAAGAGGAGGCAGCCAAGUACCUCGAGCAAGUGGCCCCCGGUUCUGUUGUUGUUGCCUGUGUCAACAGCCCUUGCAGCAUCACAUUCUCUGGGGAUGGUGAUGCCGUCACUCGACUGUGUCAGCAGAUCUCCGCGCAUGGAAAAUUCGCAAGAUUGCUGCGCGUGAAGACUGCGUAUCACUCUCCUGCCAUGCAAAAAGUUGCACGGGAGUACCUGGAUGGUAUGGGCACCAUAGUCCCUUUGGCCACGGAAGACCAGGUUGCCCCUAUGUUUUCAUCCCUCACCGGUACCACAGUCACCGCUAAAGACCUUGACGGAUCAUACUGGAAAAGGAACAUGUGUGAAAAGGUUCGGUUCGCACAAGCGGUUAAGACUUUACUUGAAUACGUGCCGGAAGAACAGCAGGCAAUGGGCCACAAGCGCACCCCGUGGAGCGCUUUCAUUGAGAUUGGACCUCAUGCUGCCCUUCAAGGCCCAGUUGCAGAGAUCACCGAAACCAAUCAGAGCAAAUCGGCAAAAGAGGCGCCAUACUUCUCAGCGAUCCUGAGGGGCAAAGAUUCCGAAUUGACGACUCUUGAACUAGCGGGGAAACUAUGGAGUUCCGGCCAUAACGUCAAGCUUUCCAGGGUCAAUUUCAUCUAUCCCGAAUCAUUGCCAAUCUCAAUCCCGGAUUUGCCAUCGUAUCCUUGGAGCCAUACCAGAAAAUAUUGGCACGAGUCUGCUACAGCGCGAUCAAGCAGAUUGUCAAGGGGACCUCGCACUGAUCUGCUGGGUUGGCCAGUAGAUUUGCAAAACGCCAUGGAACCUAGAUGGCGCAAUUAUAUUCGCAUUCCGCAAAAUCCAUGGAUUGAGGACCAUAAGAUUACUGGGACAGUGCUCUACCCUGCAGCCGGCAUGAUCGUGAUGGCCAUGGAAGCUGCAUAUCAGCUGCGAGACACUUCCAAACAUCUUACUGGUAUUUCUUUUCGCAACCUCAAGUUUGACCAUGGUUUGGUCGUGGAGUCAGGGGAUCAAUCUGUGCAGACCGAAGUGAGCUUACGACCUGAUACCAGACGUGCUUUCACUUGGGAUUUUGCAGUGUACUCCAUACAAGCAGGAGGAGUCUGGACCAGGCAUUCCUAUGGAGCUCUCAGCCUGGAAUAUAGCGGUGACGGCAAUCAUGAUUCUGAUACCGCUCCGGAUGGAGCUUGGCCCGUUGUUUCAUCCAACUGGGUAGAAAUCCAGAAGAACGAAUUCGAAGAGGUCGAUAUUGAAACAUUCUACGACGAGCUUGAGGCAGUGGGCGUACAAUACGGGCCGACCUUCAGGAAUGUCUUUCAGGCAGGCAUCUCCAAUAACGAGCAUUGUGCUGUUGGAUGCAUUAGUAUCCCUGACACCAAGUCCACAAUGCCUUACAACUACGAGUUUCCACACAUCAUACAUCCGGCAACCAUGGAUGCCUUAUUUCAUCUCCUCUUUAUCGCUUUCUCAGACGGCAAAUCUGUAAGGGAAGCCGCUGUACCAUACACGCUAGAGCAUAUGUAUGUUUCAAUGGAUCUUCCUCAAGGACACGGUAGCGUCUUUAAGGGGUACGCCAAACGCCUGCGGAUGGACGGGCGAGAGAUGUCUGGUGAUUUGGUUGUGUCAGAUGAAGCCUGGAGCAGCCCCAAGGUGAUUGCCCGCAAUUUCGUUUUGAGGCAGGUUACUUCUUCUGGCGAAACAAACAAUCACAGUUCAAGGCGUGUCUGCGCCAAACUUCGAUGGAAGGAGGAUGUAGACUUCACCCGCUCUCCCAUGUCUCUACUGGGAAAGGUUGCUGACGAAUCCGGCUUACCUUGCGACGGUACAAUCUUGACGGCUAUUUCGGUACUUUUUGACAGACUGCAUCACAAGAAUUCCGGCUAUAGGAUUCUCAUAUCCAUGCAAGACGCGACGGAAACUUCCCGGGAUUGGGUCCGAGCAUUCCUGAAUACUGGGGGCAACGGCGCCAACGGGCGUGUUAGAAAGGCGUUCAUCGCCAUCGCCACCAGCAACACCAACCAGUUGUCGGAAACGUCAUUCACUGAGGAGGAGGGUCAGGUCGAGCUUAAAGAAUGGAAUCCCAACGGAGAAGAGAUGUUUCCGUUUCGCAAAGAGACUUUCGACAUUGUAUUCAUCAUUAAAGCUCCGACGACCAAACAAUCGGAUCUUUCGGCCAUGUUUACAUUGCAAGAGUCUCUGGGUCCAAUGGGAAUUCUUGGCGUCGUCAACCUUAAUGACGGCCUAUUCUCGUCCACGGAGGUUGAGUCAAUCAUUGAACCUGCUGGACUGGAAAAGAUUGCCGUUCUGUCAGAUGGAAUACAGGCCCAAUCGCUCCUACUCACCCGCAAGUUGUCAUCAACGAACGACGAGAUGAAACCUUCAGAAGUCUUUCUCCUCUGUAGGACAGAGCGUUCAUUGGAAUGCAAGCAACUAGAGAAAUUAUUAGCGAAUGGACUUCAGCUAAUGGGUUGCGAGGCAAAGACCGCAACUUUGUUGGACACGGAGCAGCUCAAGGGUACACAUGUCAUUUCUCUGCUCGAAGUUGAAUCACCACUUGUCAACAAAUGGACCGAAGAAGAAUUCACGCAAUUUAAACGUCUCGUAUCUGUCGUAUCUAAUAUGCUUUGGGUAACCAGGGGCGGGAUCAUGGAAAGCUGGAACGGCGGCCUGGAAUUUGCACCUUCUCAGGGUCUGAUGAGAGUCAUGCGGACAGAGUAUCCGCACAUUUUCAUGCCGCACCUGGAUCUUAGCAGGACCAGAAGUGUGCAUUCCCCUUCUGUCGCCGAAACAAUUUUGGAUGUUUGGAGGGUUUCGAUUCGAGAAAGAGGUCAUCGUCAGCUCGAGAUGGAGUACGCCGAAGGUGAUGGUGCAAUCUUUGUGCCCAGAUUCAUCGAAGACAGCAGCUUGGACGCAAACCUGAACAUCCAAAGUGGUAUUCCCCAGCCAGUCCAAGGAAGGUUAUCGGACGACACUCAAUGGAGAUUGGACCGAACAGACAAGCAAUUCAUGUGGGCAGAAGAAGCAACCGGCAGUCGGACUCUCAUUCAAGGCGAAGUCAAGAUAAAAGUUGAUUAUAUGUCGCUACAAAAAGCCCCCAUUUCACCAGAGAGGGGCUCGAAUGCCAUUCAGGCGAUUGCUGUGUCAGGCAUCAUACUGGAUCACUUAGCGACAACCAAAGCUUUCGAGGUCGGCCAGCGAGUCGUCGCGCUUCACCCUGGCCCCUGUCAUACGACCCUUGUUAUCAAUGAGGAAUUCGUGCGACUACUACCCCCUCUCUCUGAUUCCCCAAGCGUUCUGAAGACUAUCACAGCUCUGUUUGCUGCUAAUUAUGCUUUGAUGGAAGCGUCAAGAUUGGAGAAGGGACAGACGGUUCUAAUUUACGGAGCAGAGACCCAUCUUGGGCAGGCAGCUUUGCAGCGAGCGAGUUUAGCUGGAGCAAAAGUCUUCACCACCACCAAAGGUCCUAGUGAGAGACUUGAGACCGUGUCCAAGAACAGUCUGGCUGAAGUAUCGCGACAAAUUCAAGGUCACGAAGCAGACAUCAUUCUGAACUGCAUACAGGACGAGUUCCCAUCAGGCCUCUUCAAGCUUUUAGCGCCAUUUGGAACCUUCGUUGAUGUUGGAUACGGUCGAAAGUCAACAGAAUCGUCCAAGCCACUUUCUUGCCAAAACGCAACUUUUGUCACGGCCAACCUGUCACAGCUUUUGGAAGCGAGACCGACACUUGCUAAGCGCAUAUUCGCCGAAACUGUUGAUCUCGUCGAGGAAGGGAGAAUUUCUCUUCGGUCCACAGAUCGGACGGAGUCAAUUUCCAGCCUUAAUGGUGUUGGGACACAACUUGCCAAGAAGGAAGUUGGUGAAUUCGAAGUUUUGCAUGUUGAUCGCAGCGUCAGUGUCACCAUCCUACCAACCAGGAUUCCCGAGCUCCGUCUCGAUGCGAACGGUAUAUACGUCCUCGCUGGUGGCCUGGGUGCUCUAGGUGUGCAGAUAGCCGAGUUGAUGUUCAAGCAUGGCGCAGGGCAUGUGGUGUUUCUCUCUCGCUCCGGGGGCGAGAAGAACAAAGAAGUCCUAGAAUCUUUCCGCCAACGCGGACUGAGCGUUGACGCGCUUCGGUGCGACAUAUCUGACGCAUCACAACUUAAAGAUGCCCUUCGGGAACUUCAAAGUGCUCGGAGGCACAUCAAGGGCGAUGCCAUUUUCGAAAACAUGACCUUCGAACAAUGGAAGAAGUCAGCACGGCCUAAAAUACAAGGGACAAUAAACCUGCACCAACAAAUGCCGAGGGACUUGGACUUCUUCAUCCUACUCUCAUCCAUCACAUGUGUCAUCGGCAACGCAGCUCAGUCCAACUAUGCCGCUGGCAACACGUUUGAAGACGCUUUCGCCCACUUCCGCCGGAGCCAAGGCCUGGCUGCGACAGCCAUCGAUGUCGGUCUCGUGACAGACUCGGCUCAUUUCACGGGCAACUUUGAUAUGGAGGCGUAUUUGCAGAUGUAUGAGCACAGAUGGGAUGGCCUGCAAACCACUCAGUCAGAGCUCAAUGCAGUACUGCAGGCGGCCAUGUCUGGCAGAACGGCAGACGGGCGACCUAUAGAGCCUCAGAUUGUCCUUGGCCUGGGUUUCAUGGCAGUCGGCUCCUCCUCCGCCUUGUGGACGAAAGAUCCCAAAUUCAAUCACCGCAUCAAUCACUUUUCGUCCCGUCACGUAGAAACCGGGGCAAAUAUCGAGUCUGCCAAGGAGAGAUUAUCGAAAGCGGUCAACUUUCAAAAUGCUGUUAGGGUUGUUGAAUCAAUUCUGAAAGGAUAUGCGGCUCACAUUCUAGGCAUCAACACCCAGGACGUUGAUGUCGAGAAGGCGUUUUAUGAUUUUGGGGGUAUGUGUUGUCCUACAUCUCGCGGACUUUGGCACGUAUUAUUCUCUGACAGAUAUUUUGCUGAUACUUCUCCCCUCACAGUGGACUCCUUGAAGGCAGUUGAGCUCCGCAACCGCAUUUUCCGGGAGAUGGAAAGUGACGUAUCGGUAUUUGAGUUGUUAAGUCCAUCGCCCCUUUCCAAGUUGUCUGUAGAGGUGGCGGCUCGGUUUGAUAAUAGUCUAGAGGCUAGGAGAUUGCACUGGAAGCAAGCGCCGAGGAUGCCACGCCAGGUAUUUGUAAACAUUUCCUUGAAACCAGGUGAAGAAUGGAUGUGCAACUUUGGUCUGUUGACCCAAAAACCGGUCGGCGUGCGUGAAGCUGUAAAGUGGAUAGACAGCCGCUGCGCCCCAUGCUUGGUUGAAAACACCCCAAAACAUGUGCUCCCUACAGAAUUCUCGGUCAUUAGGGGCUCUUCUGUCAGAACUGGUCUAAACUGCAAAGACCUGUAA